Messenger RNA from Bemisia tabaci, 1012 nucleotides. RefSeq lists its product as uncharacterized. NCBI's taxonomy places the organism in Eukaryota, Metazoa, Arthropoda, Insecta, Hemiptera, Aleyrodidae. The record is from RefSeq and is a predicted model, not a curated record.
UGCGAGCGAAUGUCAGUUCCUAUACUGGAUUCAAAUAGCCUCACUAUGUACCUAUGCGUCAGUGUAUUGUGUAAAAUUGGAAAUGAAGUUGGUUUAGCUAGAAAAAUUGUUCCUGCAAUAUAAAUGUCAGGAAAUUUUCAGAUUUGCGACAGUCUUCAUCGUGAUUUUCUCCUUAGCAACAGGAUACGAACGGAAAAAUGAACACAGUUUUCGCGGCAUUCCUUGUGUUGGGGGCGGCCUUGUGCGUGGACAGCACGGAGUUGAUUCCAGGGAACGCCUACUCGACCCCCAUGUUCCAGUUUUUCGGGGGUCCCGCCUGGGGGCCACUCCACACCUUCUACGCCCUCUCGCCGUCCACGUUCUUCAACAUCGUGCCCAACCGCCACAACUCCUGGACCACCACCCCCAAAAUCCUCACCGUCAGCGAUCUGGACAAGGUUCCCGAGUGGGAGGGCCCUCUUCCCUGGCGAGACACCGUUGACCCACAAACUGCUAUCGCUCUCGCCAAACGCAUGGUCGGCAAGGAGCUCCUGUACCGUCGUCAUCGUUGCAACUGUCGACACUACACCGACUACCUCCUGUACGGCGAGACGUUUGGCACAUGGUGGGAUGUCACCUACAUGACCAUCAGCGACGACUGCCCUUUGCACGAACCCCUCAACUCUGCCACAAACGUCACCUCCUCUUUCACACUGCGGGACGGUUUCGGCAAUACUACUCCACUGGGCCCCGUGGACCCGGACCUCUGAAGGUCCGUCUUCUACCUCUUUCUCUGCUUAAAAUGUUAGAUUCCACACUACAGUUUUGCUUACACGAUCCUCAUCAUAUAUGGAAUGUUUCGUUUAGAUUUGAGCUUGAAACUAAUCGAGAGAUAGUGGUGUGGCACUUUGCAUAAAAACACCAAUCAAACAUUACCUACGCCUAAACGAGAUGCGCAUCUCCAACCGCCCAACGUAUUUUCUCUUCAUAAAAUGUAUAAAAUCUGUGAAAAUAUAAGGAAUAUUACCAUAUA